AUGUCCCGAGCCGCCGCGCCCCGGCUCCUCCUCACCCUCCCCCUCCUCCUCCUGCUCCUCCUCGCUGACCACGGUCCCACCCCCGCCGCCGCGGUGCGCUUCGACUACGCCUCGCUGACGCUCGGCAGCCUGAGGCUGCUAGGCGACGCGCACCUCAAGAACGGCACCAUCCGCCUCUCCCGUGACCUGCCGGUCCCGACCUCGGGCGCCGGACGGGCGCUCUACGCGACUGCGGUGCCGCUCCGGGGCGGGUUCUCGACGCAGUUCGCCUUCACGGUGGCCACGCUGAACCCGUCCUCGGUCGGCGGUGGGCUGGCGUUCGUGGUCGCCACCGACGGGGCCGCGCUCGGCGACGCGGGCGCCUACAUCGGCGUGUCCGUCGCCACCGACGCCGCGGCGGUCGAGUUCGACACGCUCAUGGACGUCCAGUUCGGCGACCCCAACGGGAACCACGUCGGCCUGGAUCUCGGCUCCAUGGUCUCGGCAGCCGCAGCAGACCUCGGGGCCGACGACGACGCCGGCGGCGGCGUCGACCUCGCCAGCGGGCGGACCGUCAACGCCUGGAUCGACUACCGGCCCGGCGACGGGAAAGGCGGCGGCCUCUUGGAGGUGUUUGUGUCGUACGCGCCCAAGCGCCCGCCCAGGCCAGUCCUGUCCGCGCCGCUCGACCUCGGGGAGCACGUCAAGGACGCCGCGUUCGUCGGAUUCUCCGCCUCCACGCAGGGGAGCACGGAGGCGCACGCCAUCGAGUGGUGGAGCUUCUCCACCGCCUCGCCGGCGCCGUCACCGCGUUCCGCCGCGCCGCCGCCCGACUCCACACCGGUGCUCCCGCCUCCCGUCUCCAACCCGGUGCUCCCGUCGCCGCUGCUCCCGGGAGUGACGCCGACGCCGCCAGCUGCCACGACGGGUGCCGCCGCGCCGGCCGUGUCGAUCGCCCCAUCGGGCUCCGCCGCGGCGGGGAGGAAUGCCGGCGGCUCGGGGACGCCGCGGACGCCCGGGCACGCGGUCCUGGCCGGCGCCGCCACGGCGGGCGCCUUCGUGGCCGCGUCCUUCGCGGGCGUGGCGCUCUGGGCGCUGGCGCGCCGCGCCAGGGCCAGGAAGCGCAGCCAGACCGCGGUGGCGGUGGGCACCAAGCGCGACAGCAGCGUCGCGUCGGCGGCGGCGCUGGCGCGGUCCCCGCGGGAGUUCAGCUACAAGGAGCUGAGCGCCGCCACGCGGGGCUUCGACGCGUCCCGCGUCAUCGGCAACGGCGCGUUCGGCACCGUGUACAAGGCCAUCGUCCCCGACACGGGCGCCAUGGUCGCCGUGAAGCGGUGCACGAACGCGCGCGGCGGCGGGAACGCGAGCGGGGACCAGCAGGCGCGGUCGGAGUUCCUGUCGGAGCUGUCCAUCAUCGCGGGGCUCCGCCACCGGAACCUGCUCCGCCUGCAGGGGUGGUGCUACGAGAAGGGGGAGAUCCUGCUUGUCUACGACUACAUGCGCAACGGCAGCCUGGACAAGGCGCUGUUCGACGGCUCCGCCCCGGUGCUGCCGUGGCACCACCGGCGCGAGAUCCUGAUGGGCGUGGCGUCGGCGCUGGCGUACCUCCACCACGAGUGCGAGCGGCGCGUGAUCCACCGCGACGUCAAGUCCAGCAACGUGAUGCUGGACGAAGCCUACCGCGCGCGGCUGGGCGACUUCGGUCUGGCGCGGCAGGCAGAGCACGGCGAGUCCCCCGACGCGACGGCGGCCGCCGGCACGAUGGGGUACCUGGCACCCGAGUACCUCCUGACGGGUCGCGCCACCGAGGCCACCGACGUGUUCAGCUUCGGCGCGCUGGCGCUGGAGGUGGCGUGCGGGCGGCGGCCGAUCGGGACGACGACCGACGGCGGCGGCAGGUGCUGCAACAACCUGGUGGAGUGGGUGUGGAGCCUGCACGGGGAUGCGCGGCUGCUGGACGCCAUGGACCCGCGGCUGGGUGGGGAGUUCGACGAGAACGAGGCGCGGCGCGCGCUGCUGGUGGGGCUGGCGUGCUCCAGCCCGGAGCCCGCGCUGCGGCCCGGGAUGCGCGGCGUGGUGCAGGUGCUGGGCGGCGAGGCGGACCCGCCGUUCGUUCCGGCCGCCAGGCCGUCCAUGAGCCUCGGCGGCAGCGCCAACAACCAGCAGCUGCUGCUCAGCCUGCAGGACAGCGUGUCGGACUACAACGCCUUGCUGGGGCUCGCCGGCCUGUCGGACGACUCGUCGUCCGCCGACUCGCUCAGCUCGUCCUCGCUCACCAGCACGCUGCGCAGGGGCGGCCAUGACAUCGGGUUCAGCAGCACCGCCGGCGACGCCAGGUGA
Molecule: messenger RNA, 2319 nt
Organism: Miscanthus lutarioriparius
Lineage: Eukaryota; Viridiplantae; Streptophyta; Magnoliopsida; Poales; Poaceae
Source: the annotation of a GenBank genome assembly